Messenger RNA from Danio aesculapii, 4769 nucleotides. It is a transcript of the gene zdhhc12b, whose product is annotated as zinc finger DHHC-type palmitoyltransferase 12b. Bases 349 to 1161 code for a protein of 270 amino acids. NCBI's taxonomy places the organism in Eukaryota, Metazoa, Chordata, Actinopteri, Cypriniformes, Danionidae. Gene Ontology annotation, cellular component: endoplasmic reticulum; Golgi apparatus. Gene Ontology annotation, biological process: protein targeting to membrane; peptidyl-L-cysteine S-palmitoylation. The transcript is spliced from 5 exons. Gene Ontology annotation, molecular function: protein-cysteine S-palmitoyltransferase activity. The record is from RefSeq and is a predicted model, not a curated record.
UGCCGAACGGCAUCAACAAGCUUAUUAGAGCGAAAGAAACCCAGUUUUUUUGAAGUACCACCUUUUUCGGUUGAAUCACAAUGUUAUAGCCGUCUCCGUUAGAAGUGCAGCACACGAACCCCAACGCCAGGGGACAAAUAUCCCGGCCAGAAAUGGUUGUUGUGGAAUUUAGCGCAGGACGCGUAGGAGCGCACUUGACAGCUGGAAUGUAACGUUAACUGGUUUCUGAUGAGCUCGAGCAGGCUAACAAACACAGCUAGCUGAUGAUGAUUACAGCUCUUAUGACAAUGUCUUUCUUUGCGAGCGCACAGCAGACGCAUGCUUAGCUGGAUAUAGAAGUAUGCUAGGAUGUUCAAAAAUGUGUUCGGUUCAGGAUUUCUGGUGAGGACCGCUCAUGUCAUUUUGACAUGGGUUAUAACGCUGAUUCUCUUCCUCCACGACACCGACCUGCGCCGGCAGGAGGAGACAGGGGAGCUCACACUGCCGGUUCUCUUUGUGCUGCUGGUUCUGGUGUCUGUGUUGCUGUACUUUGCGGUCUCACUCAUGGAUCCUGGGUUUGUCCUGACUGAUGACUGUGACUUGCAGUUCACACUUGGUAUCGCAGAAGAAACACAGGAUAUGAUUCCACAGACCACCAAAUCCAUCCGACUACGGCGCUGUGGACACUGUCUGGUGCAGCAACCGAUGAGAUCGAAACACUGCCAGACGUGUCAGCACUGUGUGCGUCGCUAUGACCAUCACUGCCCCUGGAUAGAGAACUGCGUCGGGGAGAGGAACCAUCGCUGGUUUGUGCUUUAUCUGGCCGUGCAGCUUGUUGUCCUGCUGUGGGGACUGUACAUGGCUUGGUCAGGCUUCAGUCACGCCUCCACCUGGCAGCAGUGGUUGAGGACUAACGGUGUUCUCCUGGGAGCAGCAGCAGUGGUUGCCAUUUUGGCCCUCACCGUGCUCCUCCUCCUGGGCUCGCACCUCUACCUGGUGUCCUUAAACACCACCACAUGGGAGUUCAUGUCCCGACACAGAAUCUCAUACCUCAAGCACUGCGGUGCAGAUGAAAACCCUUUUGACAAAGGAAUCCUGCGCAAUCUCUGGGGCUUCUUCUGCGGUUGGGAACCGGUGGUUUGGGAGCACGUUUACUUCAAGCAGGGCAAUGAUCCCAUUUGAUUCCCUGGGUGUAGUGACUUCCCUGACGUAUAACCAAUAAGACGGAAGUUGAUAUUUUAUUGGUGGGAAACUGCUCCAAACUUUGCAGAAUAUCUACUUCCGUUUCCUUGUGAAUGAUCAAUUUGGAAAGUGUUUCUUAAAUGCAUGAACUUUGUAGUCGCGAUGAUGUUUGAUCAAGUGUUAUCAAAACGAUGAGUGUUUUUAUAAAAGGUGUUUUGUGAAUUCUUUACCAGUACUUUGACAAUUGUGCCGAUUUUGCACAUUUUUAAAGCAAACGCAGAACAAAAAGCACACAAAAAAAGAAUCCCAGCAGUUUUUUGGAGCUGUAUUGUGGUUUCCAGUUAAUGCAAUACAUUAAGAUAUGUGAAACUAUUAUGUGCAUAUGUAAUUAAGCUCUCUUUCAUGGUUCUACAAAGCUGUUGUACAAAAUAGAACUAGCUUCCUUUAUAGCAGCAACAAAUCAUGUUGUACAGUUCCAUCAGCAAUGACUUUGUGCAAUUAUUGGAUUAGUGAAAUACAGAUUUUUACAGAUUUGUUUUUUAGAAUAUAGACAUCCUCGUAUAAGAGACGGUGCAUUAGACAGGGUAAUGAGAAGUUGAUGUGAAAUAAUAUCCUCUAGCACUUUAUAUAUAUUUGAGUGGUGAGAUUUUAAUAUGCUUGUAAUGUGAUUUUAUAUGAUUAAAUGUACCAUAAUCUGUAAACUAGACAUGACAAAUCAACAGAUUAAAAUACUUUAUAUAGGGUACAUUUACAUGAUAUUUAAGCCUGAGUGGUAUGACUGUAUCUAUAUAGUUACCGAAGAAAUAAAGUCUUAUCAUAAAAAAAAAAAUCAUUAAAAACUACCAACAUCGCCUCCAAGCAGCCUCUCGCUGGGUCCUAGAGGCUGCCCUCAUGCAGUUAAUUUUAUUCAGGGGUUGCAGUGUUCAACUAAUAAUAAUUUAUGAAUAAAAUGUUAAUUCCAUCUAAGAGUAUACAGCAUCAAUUGGGGUCAUAAUCACAAGUCAGAUUUUAAUUUAAUUGUAAGAAGCUAACUCUUAUGGGGAAUAAAAAUGCCAAGCCUGACUGUAAAUUAAGACUUCUCGAAAACACACAAAAAGAAAAUAACCCUUUUAAAAUAAAUUUAUAAUAACCCUUUUUGUUGAUCUUUUUUCGGAAUAACCACCUAUUAAGAGAGUUAUAUUGUGAAAUACAGUGGGUAAAACAAGUAUUGAACAUGACAGAACAUGUCAUCAUUUUUCUCUGAAAACAAUUUCACCAGAUGUAACAACUAAAGUAUUCCAUACAUAAAUAAGGUGAACAAAUUCUAAUUUGUUUAGAAAUUAAGUGACAUUAUGUAUAAUAAAAUGAAAUGACACGGAAAAAGUAGUAUUGAGCACAUGAAGGAAGGCAGGUGUAAAAAGGCAUGGAAAGCCCAGACAGCAGCUGAAAUCUCAGAGUAGUUAAUCAGCAGUCUUGCCCCUUGUCAAUGUAAAUGAAUAUUAGCCGUUUCAGUUCAACACCUACACUAGCAGAUGAUGAAGAUGAAAACAGGGUGGACAUUAGGGCUGUGCCGUAUGGGCAGAAGAAACCAUCACGAUUUUCUUAAACAUUAUUGCGAUUUCGAUUUUAAUCACGAUUUUGUCACAGACAGACUGAAUCUGUGUUUACAGUGUGAAUCUAAAACAUAUUUUAAAAGAAACACAAUUAUAUCUUUAUCAAAGACCUGUUAUAUGUCUCUAAAACAGACAGAAUAAAAUUCUCUCCCUAAAUUAAAACUUGUAACAGAGCAAUGCAGCACGGUUUUGUUAGUUUGUCAUCCUCUAAGAAAACAGGAUGGUCAUUGAGCAACGACAAAGGAGCGACCGCCAAGCACGCUGAAAAUGCUGAAGAAAGUGACAAGCUUACGUGCUUUUAGACGCAAUAUAUGACCGACUUACAAAAUUACCUGGUUCUGCCAUACAUCAGGCUUCCUGUAUCCAAAGUAACAUAAUCCCAUACCACAGAUUUUGAGUUUUUUUGGCACCAAGUCCACCUGUGCUAAACUCAUCAUCCGUGUAUACAAAGGCUAUUCAUUCUUCUAUUAUUGCGUGCUGCAUUAUGAUUGGUUCAAAUAGCAUACUGUAGGAAAAUCGUGCUGUAAGGCGAAUUAGAAAUGCGCAUGUCUAAAUCAUGAUUUUGAUACGAUUACAAUUAAUUGCACAGUCCUAGUGGACAUUUUAGCAAAACAAUAACCUCAUUUCCAAGGAAACUCAAUUGGUUUCAGAAAAGAAAAUAAAGCUGGUAGAAUGGCCCAGACAAUAACCUGACCUGAAUUCAGUAAAAAAUAACAAAAAAAUCAAAGUUCAUAGACAAGACUCACAGAAUCGUCAAGACUUUGAAGUAUGGUACAUAUGUCAACAACUCCUUAACCCUUUGACUGGUGUUCUACUAAACUGUUGACCAUGUUUUUACUGUUUUAAAUAAUGGUGUCGCAGUCAUUUAAAGAAUGACUGUUUUAAAAUAUGGUUUACAUACAGCAUGAUUGGUUUACAAAAAAAAUAAAUAAAUAAAUAAAAAAAACUUGAUUUUGGUUUUAUUGUUAAAACAAAAAGAAAACAUGUUAAAUGAGAAUCUGAAAUAUUUUAGGGCAUACUUUAAAAAAAAUUAAGGUAAUUUAGUAUUCAAAAUAUUUUGUUUAUAAAAAAUAAAUUGGUCUUACACUUUAUAAUUUUCAUAGUAUAUGUAUUAAUUCCGGGACUUAGCAUAAACUGACACAUCAACCAAUCGGUAGAUAUUAUAGAACCAAUCGGUAGGUAUUUUAGAAAUCAUGGGAUCUGUUAAAAAAUUGCAUUGAGUGUGUUAACUAGUGACAUUAAGAGCUAAGAAACGCAAUUCAAUCAUUUUUUUCUUGGUGGGGUAGUUAAAGGGUUAAGAAAUGUAUCAAAAAAGUACAGUAAAUACCAGGAAAAAGCAUCAUGUUCAAUACAUGUUUUACCUGCUAAAUAUUGUUACUGUGAAAUAAAAUGACUUUGGUCUUACUUUGGUCAUACAGCCCAGCCCUAACACAUACACACAAACAUGUGUUAACAUUAGCCAUUUUAAAUUUAGGCCAAUAACAAAUGUAGAUUAAUGCAUAUUUGCACAUGCACAUCGUGUUUCUUUACAAAGAAAAGUAUCACCAGCCACCAGCCUAAAUGACGGUUGCCAACCAAACACAAAAAUUCUAAAUUCCCAAAGUAAAAACUUGUACAUCAAUGUUGUGUAAAUGUACCCUUAGAAUAUAAACAUAAUCAGUGCAGUAAUGUUCAACAUUACAGAUAUAACAUAUGUAAACAUGGCCUUUCCUAUUUCACAUCAGCAGAAUUAAAUGCAUGUGACAUUCCUUUGACUGUUAGACUGAGGUCCAUUUUUGACUGUCAGAACACAGCAAAGUAAUAGACUUAUAGACAAAUGCAGUACAACGAAAACCAAAUCAGCAAUAAUAGUUUUAGCUUUGGCUUGAUUUCAUUUUGCUUCUUUUUGCACUUGAGUGUUUUUAAAAGUACUAUCAUUAUUGCUAGAAUUUCCUGAACGAUUUGCUCCGUUUUGAUCAAAGUUAUGCAAUUGAUUUUCCCUCCAUGUAAUAUUUUGACAUAUCAGUAUUCAAUAAA